Molecule: messenger RNA, 1186 nt
Organism: Erythranthe guttata (spotted monkey flower)
Lineage: Eukaryota; Viridiplantae; Streptophyta; Magnoliopsida; Lamiales; Phrymaceae
Source: RefSeq, a predicted model, not a curated record
CGUUUUUUUGCGUCUUCCGGAAGGCACUCGUAUGUGGAGAAGAGGAGCUGAUUCUGAUGGUUUCGUUGCAAAUUUUGUGGAAACCGAACAAAUCGUACAGAUGAACGGUUACACUGCAUCAUUUGUUCAGGUUCGGGGGUCAAUUCCACUAAUUUGGGAUCAGAUUGUUGAUUUAACAUAUAGGCCGAAGUUUGAAAUCUUGACACUAGAAGAAGUACCUCAAGUAGUCGAGCGACACUUUUUGGAUCUAACAAAGAGAUACGGAAACGUUCAUGCCGUUGAUCUUGUCAACAAGCACGGAGGUGAGGGGCGUUUAUGUGAAAAGUAUGGCAGCGCAAUGCAACAUAUCGGCAUUGACGAUGUAAGAUACUUGCACUUUGAUUUUCACAAGAUAUGUGGGGAUACCGAAAUCGAGUGGCUUUCCAUUCUUUAUCACCGAGUCGAGGCUUUUCUCUUCCUAAACAGGUAUUUUUUAGUAAAUGACAAGGGGGAGAAAGUUCAGGGGCAAGUCGGAGUUGUAAGGACAAAUUGCAUCGACUGCUUAGACCGUACUAAUGUCACUCAGAGCAUGUUUGCUCGUAAAAUGUUGGAAUCCCAACUCCGAAGGAUCGGUGUUUUUAAUGUUGGUGAAUUUAUUAGUGGACAUCCCAAUUUGGAUCGAAGCUUUAAAAUUUUGUGGGCUAAUCACGGCGACGACAUUAGCAUCCAGUAUGCAGGCACGCCUGCUAUGAAAGGAGAUUUUGUCAGAUGCGGCCAGAGGACGAUGCAAGGAAUUGUCCAAGAUAGCUGGACUUCACUAAUGCGGUACUACUUAAACAACUUUCGUGACGGUACAAAACAGGAUGCAAUCGAUUUACUACACGGAUACUUCAUUGUAUCCGUUUCAAAGAAUAUGGCCUCUGCGAUAAAGAAAGGUGGUAUCGAAGCUCUAGCGUCCUUUCCGGUGGCAUUUUCGUUGAUUAUGACUGGGUUCUUCUUCGGAACGAUUUCACUAAGACAAGUUAGAUACGAUCCGUGGAAUUUAGUAGUUGCAGUGAUGUGGAUGGGCAUGAGUUUCGUUGUAACAUCGUUUGUGAGGGCCAACGGUCGCGUUUUUUGUAACCGUCCUCGUUUGCACCAACCUAGAUAUUGAGCACUAAGGAUGCUUCUCAGAAAUAUUAUUAGUUCGUAGACAUACAUAUUGACG